AUGUUGAUUCAAUUAUGCUUAGACUUGGUAGAAUCUUUUCAAAUAAUUGGGGGUGAUAUGAAAGAUCCAAAGUUAACAAGCCCGGUUGCAGCAUUUGUGAUUGGUAAAGGAGAUGCUGAUGGGAGCCAGUCAGGGAAUGAUAAUGAUGAUGUUUUAAACAGAGCCUAUCUCUGGGUAGGUGCAAAAGGUUUUGGUCUUCUACCCCGCAAUAGGCUAUUCACAAUUUGGACAACAUUUGAAACAAUCUUUUUCAAGCAUUCCUUGAAACCACUGCUGAUAGCAAUGAUUGACUUAUCAUUGUCUAGACUAGCUCUCAACUACUCGGAACGUUUCCUACUUGCCUUGAAAACUGGAUUGAUCCCUGAAAAGACCAAUAAAGAUUUAUUCACUGAGCUUAAAGAACUUUUAAAACCGGAAAUAGUGGCUCCAACCCGCGACUUACAAUUAAUUCUUAGGAAACCAGACUAUGAAUCUUGUCUGAUUGAAUUUUGGAAGACAUUUACCAAAGAAUGUACUCCUAAUAAUCCUAUAGUCUUUGAAUGGCCCUAUCCUCUUUUAAAUUUACAUUCAAAAUGGCUACGCAAAUCCUUAAACCAAACUGCAUGCGGAUUUCUUGAGGAUCAUCUAAAGAAAGCUACAGAGUUGUUUCCAGAAACAUGUUUUCCAUGGCAAGAACAACCAGUGACAAUUAAAUUACUAAUGAAAGGUGAAGAUCAAACCAUCAUUGAAAGUCUAAUGACCGCUUUCCCAACUCUUUCACAUCUUUGUACAAAUUUCCACAUUGGACAGUCCGAGACUAUGACUCAUUAUGGAUUAUAG
Molecule: messenger RNA, 819 nt
Organism: Melampsora larici-populina 98AG31
Lineage: Eukaryota; Fungi; Basidiomycota; Pucciniomycetes; Pucciniales; Melampsoraceae
Exons: 4
Coding region: 1-819 (272 amino acids)
Source: RefSeq, a predicted model, not a curated record